This is a messenger RNA of Rotaria socialis, 99 nucleotides long. The record is from the annotation of a GenBank genome assembly. Lineage: Eukaryota; Metazoa; Rotifera; Eurotatoria; Philodinida; Philodinidae.
CGUCGAGGUACUUGUUGUCGAACUGCUUGUUGUCGAACUGCUUGUUGUCGAACUGCUAGUGCUGGUACUCGUACUAGUCGUCGAGGUACUUGUGGUUGA